GGUCAAAUACCAAAUCGACUGCAGUGUAGGGACUCCACAAGCACCAGUCAGUUCAGUCACUGCAGUUAUCCAGAAUCUGUGCUGUGUCGAGUUUCAACACCAUGCUUAUCAUCAACAAGUUAACAUUCGCAACGUGCCUCGUUGUUACUCUGGUCAGUGGUUUUGGAGCCACUCAAGAAACUAACGAUUUAGAUCUGGACGAUGUGAAAAACAAACUAAGCAACCACAUUCCUGAAUUAGGCAGUUUCAAUGAAUCAGCAUUGCCAAGUCCGGAACAAGUUGAAGAAUCUCUUAAAGAAAAAUGCAAGAAAAACGGUGCUGAUCCCACCAUCAUAGAUAAUUUAAAAGAACAACAAACGAUCAUAAAAAAUUGUAUGGAAAACUACGUCAACACCACAGUGUUGAGGGAUGAGUUAGAGAAAGCAAAGGAAACUGGUUCAAUGGAUGUGGUUUUCGGAAAGUAUUGCGCUAAAUACGGGGAUGUAAGAAAAUGUUUUUCCACAGCUACAGAAAACAUUACUAUGUGCUUAAACGAAAAAGAAAAAGAAGCAUAUAACUCUUCGAUCAAAGCCAUAGCCGAAUUAAAGGAGUUCCUUUGCUAUAGAGACGGAGAUCGGAUGGCUAUGUUUGUUGCUGAAGGCGGUGUAGAAUGCGUGACUGAAAAAGAGGAAAACAUUAAGUACUGUCUAAACCAAACACUGGGUUCCAGAGUGCCGGACAACCUAAAUGUGGACAACCUUCCCUUGCUGGUGUUCACCGAAAGCGAGUGCAAGGAUUUCGAGAAGAUGAGAGUGUGCAUCAACAAAGAACUGGAACAAUGUAAAACGAACACACCGGCCAACUUGGUGGACGCCUUCUUUAGAUACUUAAAGAAACACACACCUUGUAAUUCCACCUCAACUUUGGAAUUACAGGCUACCAGUGACGCCUAUUCGGCGGUGGCGUCCUUUGCCAUGGUAUUAGGCAUUUUUGUUGUAUUUGUGUUUUAAUAAUUGAUUUAUUACUUUGUUUUAAUACGCCUUCGACUGAUUAGUUUAAAGAGUUAAUCAUCGAAAAGGAUUGAAUGUUUUAUAUCAGUCCAGUUGUAUUAAUUGUAUAGAUAUACGUAAUAGAUUUUAUUGUGAUAAUAAAAUAUUUCUUUUGUAUUAUUAUGUAGAUUUUAAUAUAUGUUUUUU
Messenger RNA from Aethina tumida (small hive beetle), 1175 nucleotides. Its product is annotated as 27 kDa hemolymph protein. Lineage: Eukaryota; Metazoa; Arthropoda; Insecta; Coleoptera; Nitidulidae. The record is from RefSeq and is a predicted model, not a curated record. The coding region runs from base 102 to 989 and encodes 295 amino acids. The transcript is spliced from 5 exons.